AUGCCUUCAAACACAUCCUCCGCCAGCAUGUUCGGAGGAGCCGGGGGAAGAGGAUCCAGGGCGUCCGUGGCGAGCCUCCAGGGGCUGCGCAACGUGCUGCGCAACGAGCCGGAGAGGGACUCCCCUCGUCCCGCACCUGUCCCGCAGGACACACCCCCAGCUUCAGCCGCUCCCGCAGCUCCCGCAGCGCCCGCAGAUGACAAGCACACCCUGCGGGGUCUCAACGACCGCCUGUCCGGCUACCUGGACCGGGUGAAGCAGCUGAGGGAGGAGAACGACAACCUGGAGAAGCAGAUCGAUGAGAUCUUGGCCAAGAGGAAGACACCUGAGGGUCGAGACUGGGAUGAGACCGAGAAACCCCUGGAUGAGCUCAAGGACAAGAUCAAAGAUAUCGCCGUGGACAACGCCAAGCUGCUGCUCCAGAUUGACAACGCCAAGUUGGCCAACGAGGACUUCAAGAACAAGGAGGAAGAUGAGAAGAAGGCACGCAAGGAACUGGAAAACGACCUGGAGGACCUGAAGAGGACGGCUGAGGACACCAGGCUGAACUGCGAGCAGACGAAGAAGGAGACCGAGCUGGUGAAGGAGGAGCUGCAGCGCCUCAAGCGGGAACACAAAGAUGAUGUGAAUGUCCUGUGUGAGAAGAUCAAGGAUUCUGAGGUCAUUGUGGAGAUUGACUCCCAGAACUCCAACCUGGCCGAUAAUCUCAACAAAAUCCGCGGCCAGUACGACAAACUGGCCAAGAAGAACCUGAAGGAGACUGACGAUUGGUACCAGAGCAAGUUUGAAAACAUCAAGGUGGAGGAGGCCCAGAACGUGGAGGUCCUGCAUUCUGGAAAGUCAGAGCACCAGGUUCUGCUCAAACAGAAACAAAUGCUGGAGAUUAAGAUCCAGGGUUUGCAGAGCAAGAUCCGAAACCUGGAGGAAAGCCAGAGGAACACGGAGAUGGAGUACGGCCAACGCCUGAUCCCUCUCAACAUGGGGAUCCUCAACCUGUCGGCGGACCUGGAGAAGGUGAGGUCCCAGGUGGAGCACCACGUGGACACCAACAAGGACCUGCUGUGCGUCAAGAUGAAGCUGGAGUCGGAGAUCAACAGCUACCAGCAGCUGAUCCUCGGGAUGACCAGCGAGCCGGAGAGAUCGGCCAAAGCCUGACAACCAGGUGCCGGAGAAGCAGC
Limanda limanda (common dab) is the source of this 1178-nucleotide messenger RNA. Its product is annotated as keratin, type I cytoskeletal 18-like. The coding region runs from base 1 to 1155 and encodes 384 amino acids. The transcript has 7 exons. Lineage: Eukaryota; Metazoa; Chordata; Actinopteri; Pleuronectiformes; Pleuronectidae. The record is from RefSeq and is a predicted model, not a curated record. Gene Ontology annotation, molecular function: structural molecule activity.